AUGCCUGUAGAGCACACCCGCUUACAAGUAACCUGGCCACACAUCGCCGCUACUAUUACUGGUCUUCCUGGGUAUGGAUGGACGUUGAACAAGCCUACCCAUCUAGCUGGGCCCAUGCUGUUCCUUUUUAUCAUUGGCUACGCCACUACCGCCGUGGCGCAAGCUCUGAACGCUCUCAUGGUAGAUCUCUUCCCGCAAGACGCAGCUACCGCAAGUGCGGCCAAUAACUUGAUACGCUGCGGCUUGGGUGCUGUCAUAACUGCCGCUAUCCAACCUUUGACCCAUGCAGUUCAGCCUGGUUGGACAUACGCCAUCUGUGCUGGCUUUCUCUUGAUUAUUGUCGCCCUUUUCAUUGCGUUGACUCGCUUUGGACCAGAUUGGCGGGCGGGCCGUAUGAAGCGAGAUACCACGGACCAAGGAGAAGGGAGAAAUAUUGUGCUAGUCAUAUAA
Messenger RNA from Fusarium odoratissimum NRRL 54006, 450 nucleotides. RefSeq lists its product as uncharacterized. The transcript has a single exon. Gene Ontology annotation, molecular function: transmembrane transporter activity. Gene Ontology annotation, biological process: transmembrane transport. The record is from RefSeq and is a predicted model, not a curated record. Bases 1 to 450 code for a protein of 149 amino acids. NCBI's taxonomy places the organism in Eukaryota, Fungi, Ascomycota, Sordariomycetes, Hypocreales, Nectriaceae.